Vanderwaltozyma polyspora DSM 70294 is the source of this 2808-nucleotide messenger RNA. RefSeq names its product glucan 1,3-alpha-glucosidase ROT2 (gene ROT2). The coding region runs from base 1 to 2808 and encodes 935 amino acids. Gene Ontology annotation, molecular function: alpha-glucosidase activity; carbohydrate binding. Gene Ontology annotation, biological process: N-glycan processing; carbohydrate metabolic process. NCBI's taxonomy places the organism in Eukaryota, Fungi, Ascomycota, Saccharomycetes, Saccharomycetales, Saccharomycetaceae. Gene Ontology annotation, cellular component: glucosidase II complex. The transcript has a single exon. The record is from RefSeq and is a predicted model, not a curated record.
AUGAUUUUUAAUAAUCGGUUUCUGAUCAUAUUUCUGUUGCCUUUAUAUUGGGCUACUGCAUUUGGAUUCACUGAAUACCUUUUAAAGACCUGCCAGCAAUCUGGAUUUUGUCAUAGGAAUAAAGUAUAUUCUCAAAAUAUUCUGAAGACUAAAAAUUCUUAUUAUUCAAUUGAUCUUUCAUCAAUCAAUUAUGAAGUUGAAAAAUCAAAAAGCGAACUAAAUUUAUUCACUGCUAAUAUUAUUAAAACAAUACCAAGACCAGACGUGGGUGACAUUAAAGUUGUUUUACCUAUAAGUAUAUCAUUUUUAAAGGAUACCAAUAGUGUAAGGUUAACCAUUGAUGAAGAUAGACACCCAGAGUUGGACAAUUCAAUUUCGGAAAUAUUAAACCCUUAUAGAUAUAAUGAGACUUGGAAAUGGGCUUUUGACAUAGAUAAUAAAGAUAUACUUCAAGGAGAUAAAUUGUCAUUCUAUGAAUUGAAAGGGAGCUCAAAUAAUGUAAUAUCUUUAUAUAAUAGAGACAAUUCAAUUAAAGUCGAGGUUUAUACGAAUUCAUUCAAAAUUAAAGUAUUUUAUAAUGAUACCCUAGUAUUUACUGUCAAUGAUCGUCUAUUUAUGAAUCUGGAACACAAGAGAUUAAAAGAACUGAAUUUCCAAAAUAUAAACCCUGAAGAAACUCCAUAUAAUAUGUUCGGUGAUGAUUUUGAAUACUCAAAAGAUGACACUUUAAAAUUUGGACCAGAAUCAGUUGCUUUAGAUUUUACCUUCAACAAUAUGGAAAAUGUAUAUGGUAUACCAGAGCACGCAGAUUCACUGAAAUUAAAGGACACAAGUAAUACAGAACCAUAUCGUUUGUUUAAUGUAGAUGUCUUUGAAUAUACGAUUGAUUCUCCAAUGCCAAUGUAUGGUGCAAUCCCUUUCAUGAUUGGUACCAACAAGGAUACUUCCGCUGGUAUAUUUUGGGUUAAUGCUGCAGAUACUUGGGUUGAUAUAGCUUACGAAGGUUCUGAUACAAAAACUCAUUGGAUUUCUGAAACUGGUAUUAUAGAUGUAGUAUUGUUCUUAGGAAAAUCUCCUUCGGAUUUAACAAAAAAUUACAUUAAAUUAACUGGUAAACCACAAUUGCCUUUAUUAUCUUCGAUUGGUUACCAUCAAUGUAGAUGGAAUUAUAACGAUGAGCCUGAUGUGUUAAAUGUGGACUCAGAAAUGGACAAAUACCAGUUUCCAUUUGAUUUUAUCUGGCUAGAUUUAGAAUAUACCGAUGAUAAAAAAUAUUUCACUUGGAAACCCAACUCAUUUCCAAAUCCAAAACGCCUAUUAAAUAAGUUAGCUAGAUUAGGAAGACAAUUGGUUGUUUUGAUUGAUCCACAUUUGAAAUUGAAUUAUUUUGUUUCUGAUAGUGUUGUUGAAGACCAAGGUUGUGUAUAUAAUAGUGAAGGAGAUCCAUUUAUCGGACAUUGUUGGCCAGGUAAUUCUAUUUGGAUUGACACCCUUAACCCAAUCGGUCAAAAACUUUGGGAUGGCUUUUUCAAGAAAUUUAUUGGCAGUAUUAAGAAUUUGCAUAUAUGGAAUGAUAUGAAUGAACCUUCUAUCUUUAGUGGUCCAGAAACAACUGCUCCAAAGGAUUUAAUACACUAUGCCGGUUUUGAAGAAAGAUCCAUCCAUAACAUUUAUGGUUUAAGUGUUCACGAAACUACGUAUGAUUCUUUAAAGGAAAUUAAAGAUGGAAGUGGAUUGAGACCUUUCGUACUAACUAGAGCGUUUUUUGCGGGCUCCCAGAGAACUGCUGCAACUUGGACAGGUGAUAAUGCUGCCAACUGGGAUUAUUUAAGAAUAUCAAUACCAAUGUGCCUGACAAACAAUAUUGUGGGUAUGCCAUUUAUAGGAGCCGACGUUGCUGGAUUCUCUGGUGACCCAGAGCCAGAAUUAUUAGUUCGUUGGUACCAAGCAGGUAUUUGGUAUCCGUUUUUUAGAGGACACGCACAUAUCGACACCAAAAGACGUGAACCGUAUUUGCUAGACGAACCUGAUAGAUCUAUUGUUCGUGAGGCAAUUCAAUUGAGAUAUGCAUUAUUACCGAUGUUGUAUACUAGCUUUUUUAACGCUCAUAGAACAGGUACUCCAAUUAUGAAACCAAUGUUUUACGACAAGACUAUGUAUCCCGAAUUAUAUGCUAUUGAUGAUCAAUUCUACGUAGGAGAUAGUGGCCUAUUGGUAAAGCCAAUUGUUGAUAAAGAGGCAACAUCAGUAGAAAUGAUGUUUGUACCUGGUAUUUAUUACGAAUAUACGAAUUUGAGCCCAUUAAUCAUUAAUGGUAUAGUCCCGCAAUCUAGAAAUAUAGAUGCCCCAUUAGACAUAAUUCCUAUGUUCAUUGAAGGUGGCCAUAUCCUAACAAGAAGAAAUAAAUAUAGAAGAUCAUCAAAAUUAAUGCGUCAUGACCCAUACACUUUGGUCAUUGCACCUGAUGUAUAUGGUAAUGCAUUUGGGGACUUGUAUAUAGACGAUGGUGAAACGUUUGAAUUUGAAAAGGGAGAAUAUUUGGAAACAAAUUUUUCGUUGAAUGAUGGAAAAGUUUUGAAAUCCACCGUCUUGAAUGAACCACAAUUUGAUAAUGUCUUAGGGAACACAGAUAUUUAUGAAAUUAAGAUUGCCACUGCAGCCAUCAAAAAAACGGUCAAGAAGACUGUAACCAUUAUCUCAGGCUCAAACAAGCACGAAGUUCCAUUACACCGCUCAGAAGAUGGAAAUUGGGUUUCUAUCAGAUAUCCAAAGAUUAAAGUGGAUGAAACCUGGGAAAUUACAUUUUAA